Molecule: messenger RNA, 1636 nt
Organism: Chaetomium strumarium
Lineage: Eukaryota; Fungi; Ascomycota; Sordariomycetes; Sordariales; Chaetomiaceae
Product: putative cytochrome P450
Exons: 4
Coding region: 1-1524 (507 amino acids)
Molecular function (GO): oxidoreductase activity, acting on paired donors, with incorporation or reduction of molecular oxygen; heme binding; monooxygenase activity
Source: RefSeq, a predicted model, not a curated record
AUGGCCGGCCUCAUUCCUUUGGCAUGUGUUGCUUGCGUGCUGCUGUUGGUCUACUGGGUCUCAGGCGCAGCAUACAACCUUUUCCUGCAUCCCCUGCGCAGGUAUCCCGGGCCACGCCACUGGGCAGCCACGCGGCUAUUCCUGACGGCUAGCACUCUCCGAGGCCGCGCCGUUCACGAAAUCAACGCCAUGCACCGCCGAUACGGCCACGUGGUGCGCAUUGCGCCCGACCAGCUCAGCUAUACCGACGAGCGGGCCUGGCGAGACAUCUGUGGCGUAACACGUGCCGCGCCGCUCGGCAUGAGGAAGGACGACCGGCUCAACGACCUGGUGGGGGGGCACGCCACAAACCCGGACCCCUCCAAGCACAAGGCCGACAUGCAGCACACCCGCAUGCGCCGGGCACUAGCUCCGGCGUUCACGAUGGCCUCCCUGCGGCAGCAGGUGCCGCUGGUAAUGCGUCACGUCGACGAGCUGGUUGCCCUGCUCAUGACCGCCGCGAGGGAGGGCCGACCAGUCGAUAUGGGCCGUCUUUAUACCUUCACGCUUUACGACAUCUUUUCUGAUCUGUUCCUUGGGGAGUCGUUUCACCUGCUCAGCGACGCAGCCUUGCACCAGUGGGCUUCCUCCAUGGUUGGCUUCGCGAAAGCAACAACUGCCCUGGCAGCUCUGUCUCACUUCCCUCUCGCACGAUUGGUGAUUCGCCUCCUGCUCAAAUUCGCGGGCGCCAAAUCGCGAGACGCUUUCAUGAACCCGUGCUUCGAUCGCUUUGAGCGGCGCGCCGCGCAAGGCUCUAAGGGAGGCACCACCGGUGGGCGAUGCGAUGUCGUGCAUUUUGUCCUGGAGUCGAGGAACUCGAAACAGCAAGUCACAGAGAAGGAGCUGCGCGACUUCUCCCCCUUCUUGAUGAUCGGGGGCGGCGAGACCAUGGCGAGUCUGAUGCCGUGCCUGACCUAUCUCUUGCUGAAGCACCCGGACGUGUAUCAGCGCCUCACGAGCGAAAUCCGCGGGGCGGAUUUUGCCUCGGACGCAACCGCAGACCUGACAGUGGAGGGGAUCCUCCGUCUCCCUUACUUGGGAGCGUGCAUCGACGAGGCCUUGCGCAUGUAUCCUCCCGUCCCCCACGGCAACGAGCGUGUGGUGCCCGCCGGAGGCGCAUCCGUUUGCGGAGAUCGCCUCCCCGAGGGGACCAUCGUCGUGGUGUCCCAGCUGUCCACCUACCGCCAGAAGCGCAACUGGUUCCGCCCGGACAGUUUCCUCCCGGAGAUGUGGCUGCCCGGGGCCGCGACCGAAUUCGCGCAGGAUUGCCAUGCCUCCUUCAAGCCCUUCCUCGUUGGGCCGCAGGGCUGUGUUGGCCAGGAACUGGCCAACCUCACAAUGCGUCUCAUUCUUUCGAAGCUUCUCCUCAAUUUUGACUUGGAGUUGGAGCCCGAGUCGGACAUGGCAUGGCAGGCUGAUUUGCCUGUCUACAACGUUUGGAUCAAACCGCCUUUGAGGGUGCAGCUCACGAGAUGCAGGGGAUGAUCCGUCAUAGGACCUAGAGUACCUGUACGCUAUUAGUCAUUACCAGCAGAAGUAUUCAAUGCUAUUUUGUCUUGUCUCGAACAAUGAAAGGAUGGGAGUGCAUAAAUAUGAG